Messenger RNA from Biomphalaria glabrata, 447 nucleotides. RefSeq lists its product as uncharacterized. The annotation marks the transcript as partial. The transcript has 3 exons. NCBI's taxonomy places the organism in Eukaryota, Metazoa, Mollusca, Gastropoda, Planorbidae. The record is from RefSeq and is a predicted model, not a curated record.
GAAUAUCAAAUCAGAAGGAGAAAGAGGAGAAUAUCAAAUCAGAAGAAGAAAGAGGAGAAUAUCAAAUCAGAAGAAGAAAGAGGAGAAUAUCAAAUUGAAAGAGAAGAAUAUCAAAUCAGAAGGAGAGAAGAAUAUCAAAUCAGAAGGAGAGAAGAAUAUCAAAUCAGAAGGAGAAAGGAAUAUCAAAUCAGAAGAAGAGAAGAAUAUCAAAUCAGAAGGAGAGAGGAAUAUCAAAUCAGAAGGAGAAAGGAAUAUCAAAUCAGAAGGAGAAAGAGAGGAAUAUCAAAUCAGAAGGAGAAAGAGACCUGCUCAGUGCGCUCUAGUGGAUCAGUUGUUGGGCGAUGGAAGGAGGUCAGAGACAAAGUUUCCGUGCUGCCUUCAAAAACGAUUAAAAAAAAAAAGUUGCUCGGGCCUGAAUUCGAACACAAGUCUCUAAAUACAAGCUAA